AAUGUAAUUUACGUGGCUGUAGACGAAAAUUCCGACAAAGCUAAGCACAAAAUAAAAAAUAAUUAUUUUUUUAAUUUAUUAAGUAUGCGAUAGUUUUUUUUGAGCCCCCAAAACCCAUACAACUGCUAGCGCAAGUGCAAUACGUAAAAGCAACAACUAAAACCACACCACAAUGGGCCUUUGCAAAUGUCCAAAAAAAUUGGUGACAAACCAAUUUUGUUUCGAGCAUAGAGUCAAUGUCUGUGAGCAUUGCAUGGUGCAGAGCCAUCCCAAAUGCAUAGUGCAAUCGUACCUGCAAUGGCUAAGGGAUAGCGACUAUAUAUCCAAUUGCACAUUGUGCGGCACAACGUUGGAGCAGGGCGAAUGUGUACGUCUGGUGUGCUAUCAUGUUUAUCACUGGGACUGCUUGAAUGCGCGUCAAGCAAGCUUGCCGGCAAAUACAACGCCCAGUGGUCACCAGUGUCCGAGCUGUAAUGUGGAAAUCUUUCCAACAUCUAAUCUGGUGUCACCCGUGGCAGAAGCGCUUAAAAAAUAUUUAGCGCAAGUGAACUGGGGCCGUAAUGGCUUAGGACUUGCUUUGCUAUCAGAGGAUCAGAUGAGCAGCCUCAAGGCGAAAGCAUCGGCGCCUGUAUCGAACAUUACCAAAGUGCAUCAUCAUAACUUAAGCGGCGAACGCGAGCGCAUUAAAGCCAAUGGCAGCGGCGACAACGCUAGUCCACAUUCCGUACUCUUAAUGGAUGCAUUUAAUCCGCCUAGUUCAGCCGAUUUGCACGCCAGCAGCCGAAGGCCUUUGCUGCCACGCCAAACGCCCAUUGGCGGCACAGACCGUGAUGACAAUAAGUAUCAGCGUCGCUCGCCAGCAGAAUUAUUUUCACGUUGGACGCGUCGUUUUUAUGCUCCUUCGUCACGUCCGCCUUGGCGUCGUACUUGGUUUCUGGUGCUCAGCGGCAUUUUGGGCUUUGUUAUGUUUAUUUAUUUAAUGGCAUUGCUGGGUCGUGGUGGCAGCAGCAGCAACGACGACGAUGGUUGGAAUAAUCCCAAUCCGAAUCCAAAUCAUUAUGAAUAAGUUUUGCAUGCCCAUGUUAUAAACAUAUAUUGUAUCCUAGCGCGCCCGUUUAAAAAUCAAAAACAGAUAUUUAUGUAACUUAACAUUUGCA
Molecule: messenger RNA, 1157 nt
Organism: Drosophila busckii
Lineage: Eukaryota; Metazoa; Arthropoda; Insecta; Diptera; Drosophilidae
Product: zinc finger protein-like 1 homolog
Exons: 5
Coding region: 173-1066 (297 amino acids)
Cellular component (GO): Golgi apparatus
Source: RefSeq, a predicted model, not a curated record